Acanthisitta chloris (rifleman) is the source of this 865-nucleotide messenger RNA. It is a transcript of the gene CCZ1, whose product is annotated as CCZ1 vacuolar protein trafficking and biogenesis associated homolog (S. cerevisiae). The annotation marks the transcript as partial. Gene Ontology annotation, cellular component: Mon1-Ccz1 complex; intracellular membrane-bounded organelle. The record is from RefSeq and is a predicted model, not a curated record. NCBI's taxonomy places the organism in Eukaryota, Metazoa, Chordata, Aves, Passeriformes, Acanthisittidae. The transcript is spliced from 10 exons. Gene Ontology annotation, biological process: vesicle-mediated transport.
GAAGAAAAGAAGAUUCUCUUCUAUCACCCAAAUGAAGUAGAAAAGAAUGAAAAAAUUAGAAAUGUGGGACUGUGUGAAGCUAUAGUGCAGUUCACAAGGACCUUUAGUCCAACAAAACCUGCAAAGUCCCUACACACACAGAAGAACAGACAAUUUUUCCAUGAACCUGAAGAAAACUUCUGGAUGGUCAUGGUUGUACGGAAUCCCAUCAUAGAAAAACACAAAGAUGGAAAGCCAGUCUAUGAAUAUCAGGAAGAAGAAUUACUGGACAAGGUUUAUAGUUCAGUCCUACAGCAGUGCUACAGCAUGUACAAGCUUUUCAAUGGCACAUUCCUGAAAGCCAUGGAAGAUGGAGGUGUGAAAGUUCUAAAGGAGAGACUAGAAAAAUUCUUCCAUCGGUACCUGCAGACACUGCACUUACAGUCCUGCGAUCUGCUCGAUGUGUUUUGUGGAAUCAGCUUCUUUCCACUGGAUAAAAUGACUUACUUGAAAAUUCAGUCAUUUAUUAAUAGGAUGGAAGAAAGCCUGAGCAUAGUCAAGUACACUGCAUUUCUCUACAAUGACCAGCUUAUCUGGAGUGGACUAGAGCAAGAUGACAUGAGAAUUUUGUACAAAUAUCUCACCACAUCUCUGUUUCCGAGACACAUGGAGCCUGAGUUAGCAGGAAGAGAUUCUCCAAUACGUGCUGAAAUGCCAGGAAACCUACAACACUAUGGAAGGUUUCUUACUGGACCUUUAAAUCUUAAUGACCCAGAAACAAAAUGCCGUUUCCCCAAAAUAUUUGUUAACACUGAUGACACUUACGAAGAGCUUCAUUUAAUUGUUUAUAAGGCCAUGAGUGCAGCUGUCUGCUUUAUGAUUGAUG